CGCCGGUUUGUCAUAUUGCGUGUAUGUCACCAUCAAGACACAUCGCGAUAAGGGGAAACAUUUGGUUAAUCCAUGUUACAACAAACAUAUAGACAAAUGUGUCGACAUUGAAGAGUUGGACUCAAUAAAAGAAAAGAAAGUGUACUGCAGGUGCUGGCGUUCUUCAAAGUUUCCUUACUGUGAUGGAUCCCACAAUGAACACAAUAAGCUCACUGGUGAUAAUGUUGGCCCUAUAAUAAUCGAUAUGAAGAAGUCAAAUUAG
Messenger RNA from Protopolystoma xenopodis, 262 nucleotides. The record is from the annotation of a GenBank genome assembly. NCBI's taxonomy places the organism in Eukaryota, Metazoa, Platyhelminthes, Monogenea, Polystomatidea, Polystomatidae.